Molecule: messenger RNA, 2361 nt
Organism: Pseudoliparis swirei
Lineage: Eukaryota; Metazoa; Chordata; Actinopteri; Perciformes; Liparidae
Gene: fkbp6
Product: FKBP prolyl isomerase 6
Exons: 9
Coding region: 970-1956 (328 amino acids)
Molecular function (GO): protein binding; peptidyl-prolyl cis-trans isomerase activity
Source: RefSeq, a predicted model, not a curated record
UCCUGGCUCUGAAAUGAAUGAAUAGAUACAACCAUUUAUAUCCCAACAGAAAGUAAAUUGUUUUGAAGCAUCGUAUUUUAUUUGAAAUGAUUGAUUUGUGUAUUCUGUACCAGCGUCCUCCUCGUUAGCGGCUCCUCUGUGUUUACUAACCGCCGGAUACUGGAUAUAAACCCGUUUCCUGACAUUGAGACGGUCGGUUUAAAGUUACGGUUCCCGUUGGGGUAGGUUUUUUAUGUUUAUUUUUCAUUUUAUUUUGUUACUAUACACAAAAACAUGAAACACUGGGGGGAAUAGCAUGGCCAAUCCCAAUCUCCACCCUCAUGGUCAUGGACAAGUCACAUUACAAUGAAUUGUGGGUAAUUACCUUGGGAUAAAUCGCUGCUGCCCUUUACCCACAAUUCAUAGCCAUGUGACGUUAUACACGCAGUUACAAAUGGACGCAUAACAAAGGUAAACAAAGAGGACGGCACGUGGGUGUUCAGUCUGCCAUAUUAAAUGUACUCAAAAACAUUAAGGAUUAAAGAAAGGAACAUAAAAACACGUGAAGUCAGAGGAUAUUUAUUUAUUCAUCCAACAUUGUAUUGUUUUGACAAAAAAAAGUAAACAUAGAUAUAAUUUUGUAUAUUUUGCAGCAAAGUGCUGUUACCAUUUCAAGCCCUCGCAGGCUCUCACGCGCAACCAUUUAACAGGUGACGUCAGUGAGUUCUUGAGGGUUCAGGGUUUAAGGCCUGAGGAAAGGGGGUACAAUGAGGACCCUCUCGGACCUCGUGCGGCCCACAGCUGAGCCCCGCCUCCCCGCGUGCCGCAGCCAGUGACGUCACCCGAUGACGCAGCGACCGCCAAACCGAAGUCAAAACUAGCCGCGCGCUCAAUUAAGCCACCUGGCUUUAAACUUCAUAAAACAAAAUAAAAAAAUAAAUAUAACAAACCUACCCGAACGGGAACCGUAACCUUAAACCGACCGUCUCAAUGACAGGAAACGGGUUUGUAUCCAGUAUCCGGCGGUUCCUCAACACCGAGGAGCCGCUAACGAGCAGGACGUCGUGUCCGUUCGAUCAACUUCGCCAGCAGAUGAACGAUGUCCUUGGAGAUGGAGGGAUCCUGAAAGAGGUCGUCCAAUCUGGAGAGGGCCCGCCGAUACCUCAAAAUGCUUCAGUAUCGAUCCAUUACUCGGCUUUCCUGGAAUAUUCUGACCGGCCUUUUGAAACCAACACGCGCUUCAAGUACCCCCGGAUGAUGAAGUUAGGGAGAGAUGUGACGCUGGGCGGACUGGAGCUGGGUCUGCUGACCAUGCGGAAAGGAGAAUUCUCUCGCUUCCUCUUCCAGCCCCAGUACGCCUACGGGGACAUGGGUUGUCCUCCGUUCAUUCCCGCUGCCGCCGUGAUCCUGUACGAGGUUCAGAUCCUCGACUUCCUCGACUCGGGACAAGUGGACGACUUCAUCGCAAUGAGUCCGGAGGCGCAGAACACUCUUCCUCUGUCCACGGUCCUCGAAGUCGUCGACACACUACGCAGCUUCGGCAACCGUGCCUUCAAACAAAGCCGCUACGACAAUGCCAAAGAUCAAUACAGACGGGCAUCGAUGCUGCUGAGGAACAGGGACACGCCGAGCGAUGCCGAGACGGAGAAGAUCAAGACGGUGAUGCUUCCUCUCUAUCUGAACCUUUCUCUCACCGAGCUCCGUCUGGACCGCCCGCACAAAGCCCUCAAAUAUGGCAAUAAAGCCUUGGAGAUAGACUCUGCCAACACUAAGGCUCUUUACCGCUGCGGUCAGGCGUAUCUGGAGCUGAGCGAGUACGAGAGCGCCCAGGGUUGCCUCAUAGCCGCUCAGGCAAAGAAGCCCUUUGACAGCGACAUCAACAACCUGCUGAGGAGAGUGGCAAUAUGCUGUAAGGACAGCUUGGACGAACAGAAGGAAAUGUACUCCAAGAUGUUCAGUGGCUUGAGGGCCAAGUGAAGACGUGAAGAUGAGUGAACGGAUGACUUUAUGGGUAAAGAACGGCCCGCUUUCUCUCCAGAAUCGCAAACUCUGAAAGUUAAAACUUUGUUUGUUUUUGUGUUGUUGUUUUGCCCACGUUACAAAAGGGAAUAAUGUUGUUUCUUUGAGUUCUUUAAACUUUUUGUAACUCAACAGUUCCAAUUUAAGGAUAUUUUUUUUGCCGCCUGGAGGAAGAUUUGCAUGAACAGGGCAGCGUCUUGUCACAUUUUGUUUAUAAAGACUGUGUUUGCAUGUUUUCACAGUCAAUCUUGAAUACUGACUCGUGGCUCCUGUUUGAUUGGGAAGAUAAUUGAAUCGCUGUUCUCACAUUAUUUGUUCUUGGUGUUGAAUUUCUGUGAAAUAAAUGACCUUGGAUGUAGAAAU